Drosophila montana is the source of this 1484-nucleotide messenger RNA. Its product is annotated as aminoacylase-1-like. Gene Ontology annotation, cellular component: cytoplasm. The transcript is spliced from 5 exons. The coding region runs from base 121 to 1326 and encodes 401 amino acids. Gene Ontology annotation, molecular function: aminoacylase activity. The record is from RefSeq and is a predicted model, not a curated record. NCBI's taxonomy places the organism in Eukaryota, Metazoa, Arthropoda, Insecta, Diptera, Drosophilidae. Gene Ontology annotation, biological process: amino acid metabolic process.
CCUCAGAAACAAGAUAAUAUCGUCUGGCAAUUGGAUUGCUGGCGUAUUUAAAACAGUUGAGCGCCCGAACGACCACAGUCGUCGACGAUCGCUGCCAGUGUUGAGAAGAAUCUGUUUAAAAUGAGCAAGUCCGAGUGGGAAAACAAUGAGGAAAUUAAAAUUUUCCGCGAAUACCUACGUAUUCCAACAGUGCACCCAAAUGUGGAUUACACCGCUUGUGUAGAAUUCUUGAAACGUCAGGCAGACAGCCUGGGACUGCCGGUGGAUGUUCUUUAUCCCGUUAACGAAUCCAAUCCCGUCGUAGUAAUGAAAUGGCUAGGCAAGGAGCCUGAACUACCUUCCAUUAUUCUAAACUCUCACACCGAUGUUGUGCCUGUUUUCGCUGACAAGUGGACUCACGGACCUUUCAGCGCCGAUCUAGAUGACGAAGGUCGCAUUUAUGCGCGUGGCUCGCAGGACAUGAAGUGCGUUGGAACUCAAUAUCUGGGUGCCAUUCGCGCCCUCAAAGCCAGCGGCUUUCAGCCAAAGCGUACUGUUUACCUUACCUACGUGCCUGAUGAAGAGGUUGGGGGUCAUCUAGGCAUGCGCGAGUUGGUGAAGAGUGAUUACUUCAAGAAACUAAACGUGGGAUUCAGCUUUGACGAGGGUAUUUCCAGUGAGGAUGAAACCUACGCCGUUUACUAUGCCGAAAGAACAUUAUGGCAUCUCAAGUUUAAGAUCAGUGGAACUGCGGGUCACGGUUCCCUGUUGUUACCCAACACCGCUGGCGAGAAGCUCCAUUAUAUUGUGAAUAAAAUGAUGGAGUUCCGUGAAUCACAGUUGAAACGACUUAAGGAAGACUCCAACAUUGACAUUGGAGAUGUAACCACCGUUAACCUAACACAACUACGCGGAGGAGUGCAAAGCAAUGUAGUACCACCCUUGCUAGAGGUAGUCUUUGAUAUUCGAAUCGCUAUAACAGUCGAUGUAGAUGCCUUCGAGAAGCAAGUUCGCAACUGGUGCGCAGAGGCUGGCGGCGGCAUUGAACUGGAUUUCGAGAUGAAAAACCCAUAUGUAAAGCCGACCAAGAUAGACGAAUCGAAUAUAUAUUGGGUGGCUUUUAAGAAAGCAUUAGACGAAGUAGGUCUAAAAACACGAUACCGCGUGUUCCCUGGCGCCACCGAUAGCCGAUACGUCCGCCAUGCAGGUAUUCCGGCUUUGGGAUUUUCGCCAAUCAAUAAGACCCCUUUACUGCUGCAUGAUCACGAUGAAUUUCUGCGCGCGGAUACGUAUCUGAAUGGCAUUGAGGUUUACAAGAAGCUAAUAUCAACUGUUGCCAAUGCUUAAACGAAAUACGGGCUUCUGCGCAUUUUUUACUCCAUUUGGCUGCCACUAUUAUUAAAGUCACAAAUAUUAAAUGGAUAUUUUUAGAUCUAAAGGAAUGUUCACAUAUGUACCAUAUUUGUUUUUCUGCCUAUCAUGCCUAUUAAAUUAAAUUGCCAUGA